GCAAAUGAUAUGUGAUCCUUACCUCAAGAUUUUGGCGGUCAAUACUAAGUACUCGGGAGCGCGGCACGAUUCUUUUAUUUGGAGCUCUUCUACAGUGCGAAGAGUAAUGCAGCGUAGUUUUGAAAGUGGAAACCACAAUAUGUUUUUGAUUGGUGACACUGGAUAUCCAUUAGAACCGUUAAUGACUCCUGUUCCAAACCACAAGGAAGUCCUAAAUUCCGCUGUAAUGAGGCAUUGUGUAAAGCACGAAACCAAAUCGGGCGACUUUUUGGCGUUCUCAAAGGAACUUGGCGAUUCAUUUCUCAACGAAGAACUCUCUCUUACUAAGCUGAAUUCACUAAUAUAAUAGUUUAUGCUUGCUCAGUGUUACAUAACAAUCGAUUAGGUGAUCAAAUAUAUGAGCUUGAGCAAGAGUUCGUAGAAAGUAGAACAAAUACCGUCAAUUUCAAUCAUGAGGCACCAUCCUCAACAGCAAAACGCGUCCAAGAUCACCUGAUCGC
Messenger RNA from Ceratitis capitata (Mediterranean fruit fly), 500 nucleotides. RefSeq lists its product as uncharacterized. The record is from RefSeq and is a predicted model, not a curated record. NCBI's taxonomy places the organism in Eukaryota, Metazoa, Arthropoda, Insecta, Diptera, Tephritidae. Bases 5 to 346 code for a protein of 113 amino acids. The transcript has 3 exons.